AUGCUUUGUGCGACCACAGAACUCGGAUCAUUCCUGUUUGUUGGCUCCGCGCAGGACGUUGAUGGACCAUUCUUCAUUCGCGAGCCGCCGAAUCAGGUGGACUUCUCCAACUCCACCGGAGCAGUGAUUGAAUGCGCUGCGAGAGGCAGCCCGCAUCCCGAAGUCACGUGGGUUAAACAAGACGGAACGGUCAUUGGCGAAGUGCAAGGACUCCGACAGGUGAGCAUGUUAACGAGCCAAAAACCCCUCGCCGCGGGUCUAGCUUAA
This is a messenger RNA of Notodromas monacha, 267 nucleotides long. Lineage: Eukaryota; Metazoa; Arthropoda; Ostracoda; Podocopida; Cyprididae. The record is from the annotation of a GenBank genome assembly.